This is a messenger RNA of Striga asiatica, 2474 nucleotides long. The record is from the annotation of a GenBank genome assembly. NCBI's taxonomy places the organism in Eukaryota, Viridiplantae, Streptophyta, Magnoliopsida, Lamiales, Orobanchaceae.
AUGCAAGCAUCUACAGGACUUCACACAGGAGGGAAACAGAGCCACUCUAGAACUAGAUGUCGAUCCCUUUCUUCUCGGCGAAAACCUGAUUCUUCAAGCCUAAGAACGAUGAGUAAAUCACCGCUACCUCUGCAAAAUGUGCCCGGGGCGGAAAAGCAUGUGAUCAAGAAGGAAGCUUUGGUAAAGCUUUUGCGAUGGCAUUUUGGAUAUCCUGAUUUUCGUGGGAAGCAGUUGGAAGCCAUUGAAGCUGUUUUAUCAGGGAGAGAUUGUUUCUGUCUUAUGCCAACUGGUGGAGGAAAGUCGAUGUGUUAUCAGAUUCCUGCUCUUGCAAAACAGGGAAUUGUUCUCGUUGUUAGUCCUCUAAUAGCUCUUAUGGAAAAUCAAGUAUCAGCUUUGAAAGAGGAAGGGAUUGCUGCUGAAUAUCUCUCAUCAACCCUGACUGUUAAAGCUAAGAAUGAGGUUUAUGAAAACCUUGAUAUGGGAAAGCCAUCUUUGAGGCUGCUAUAUGUUACACCUGAACUCAUUGCGACAUCAGGGUUUAUGGCAAAGCUGAGAAAGAUUCAUGGCAGAGGAUUGCUCAAUCUCAUUGCAAUUGACGAGGCGCACUGUGUAUCAACAUGGGGACAUGAUUUCAGGCCAAGCUACAGAAAGCUUUCUUCUCUAAGGAAUCACUUGCCCAGCGUACCAGUUCUGGCUUUGACAGCUACAGCUGCUCCUAAAGUCCAAGAGGAUGUGAUAGUAUCCUUGUGUUUGCAGAACCCACUUGUUCUGAAAUCAUCAUUCAACCGCCCAAAUAUAUAUUAUGAAGUUCGCUAUAAAGACUUGAUGGAUAAUCCAUAUUCCGAUAUUUGUAAUUAUCUUAAAUCCUGUGGAAACAUAUGUGCCAUUAUUUACUGCCUUGAGCGUGCAGCUUGUGAUGAACUGGCCGUGCACUUAUCCAAGCAUGGAAUUUCUUCUGCUGGAUUAAACAGUAAAUUAAGGAGCUCUGUCUUGGAUGAUUGGAUAUCCUCUAAAACACAAGUAGUUGUGGCUACUGUAGCUUUUGGACAUGUAGAAGUUGAUAAGUUCUCUUGUGGAUUUCCCUGGGUUUUACUGCUCUCAGUUAUGUUGAUCAGGAUCAGGAUGGUAUGCAACGGUUCUUUCAUUUUGGAAAAGGUAUUGAUCGGAAGGAUGUUAGAGUUGUUUGCCAUUUUAAUAUCCCCAAGUCUAUGGAGUCCUUCUACCAGGAGUCAGGUCGAGCUGGCCGUGAUCAAUUGCCUUCUCAAAGAAUUCAUUUUGAAUAAGGCUGCUAACAAUAAGUCACAAUCUUCAAGCUCUGAGGAUGUGUCCUCCAAAAAACCCCUCAGCGAUUUCCGUGAGAUGGUUGAAUAUUGUGAGGGGUCUGGCUGUCGAAGGAAAAAGAUCCUUAAAAGUUUUGGAGAAGAGGUAACAUCAUCAUUCUGCGCUAAAUCAUGUGACGCAUGCAAACAUCCUAAUGUUGUUUCAAAGUAUUUGGAGGAUCUCACAAGUGCUACUGCUACUCGGCAUAGAAAUGGGUCAUCUCGGAUAUACAUGAGCAGUGCUUCAGCCUUCAGUGGUGAGGAGCAGUAUUCGGAAUUCUGGAACCGUGAUGAUGAAGAAAGUGCAUCUGAGGAAGAUAUAUCGGAUUCUGAUGAUCCUGUUGAGUUAGCAAAAAGGGUUGCACUUAAAAAUAAAUCUUCAGAACCGAGGAUGAGUGAAAGAAUGGAGCUAUUGCAGCGUGCAGAAGAUAACUAUUACCGGACUACAAAUAUUCAAGACAAGAAGUUGAACAAAUCUGACAAGAACUCCAUAUCUGAAAACCUGAGAAAGUCCAGUAAGCAGAGGUUACUAAACACAUUCAACCAAUACCAGACCCGGUUCACCAAUUUACAGAUUGAUUUCAGUUCAUGUGCUGAUGCAAUCGAGAGUGAAUGCCAUAAGAAGUACGAGAAAAGUGGCAAGUCGUUUUAUUUGUCUCAGAUGGCGAGUACGGUUAGAUGGCUGUCGAAAGCAACACCCGACGAGCUCAAAGUUAAACUCGAUACAAUUUCUAAAAAGUCAGUUGAGGUUAUUACUGUGUUGGCCCCAGAAAUCUCACGAGAGCAGGAAAAAGAAACUCAAGAUAGCAUUAAACCUGUAUCUUCUGUUGCUCGGGAUACAUUGAGACCACAAAUUCUGUCUUUCUCGGAGUUUGUUAACAGACGUAAAGUGACAGAUACGCAGAUUUCGGCAUCUAAAAGGCAGUCGGAAGAUGGAGCUGCCCGAGGUGGGGAGAAGAAAAGUAGAUGCUAAGCUUCUUGCUUGAACAUAUAUUCUUACAUUUUUUGCCCCAAACAAUGAUAAAAGUUGUUUCCUUGUAUUGGUUUUUGGAUUGUAAUGUGGGAGCGAGCAAAACUGGUUUUAUCUGCCUAGUUUUUGUACGAUGUGUUCAAAUUACUGUCCAUGAAUAAUCAUCAUUUUUUUUUUCCCCUGUG